CUGAAAGCAGCGGAGGGUGGCUGAGGGGAAAGGGAGGAGCGCCGAGCAGACAGCAAGGUUACACAUGAGAAGCCUGAGGAGGAAUUAAACAAAGCACAGAGGGGAAGAGAAGAGAAAGAACAGGUAGAGUUGGUUGGGAGUAGGUUUCAAUCUUACCUCACAGCUAAUUACCACUUUUUCAGUGUGGUGAAAGAAAGCAAACAGAAGGCGAGUGAGAAAAAAACAGCAAACAGAAAGGGCAGCUGAAGGCACAAGACUAGAAAGCAGAAGUAACAAGAAAAGGAGAGAGAGACAGCAGUUAAAAAGGCGCGUCCAGCAGAUUAACUGAGGAAGAAAAACAAAAAGAGAGAGAGAGACGAGGAGUGAGAGAGGUGAUAAAGUAAGAAAACAGCAAACACUCAUUGACAGAGAGGACUGGACCUAAAUCCAUGGACUACUGACAUCAGCAAAACAAAGGAAGAAGAGCGUCAGAAAAGAGGUCACUGCAGUCCAACAGCAGUGUAGCUUGCUUGAGUGUCUCUGCUAUGCAACUAAGACAGCUGAGAUAGACAAGCUCAAGCACACAGACACAGUUCACAGAGGCAGUCCUCACUGUAACAGCACCAUGUUGAUGAAAGAGUACCGCAUAUGUAUGCCACUGACUGUGGAGGAGUACAGGAUUGGGCAGCUGUACAUGAUCAGUAAGCACAGCUGUGAGCAGAGCGGUGGAGGAGAAGGGGUGGAGGUGGUGAGAAAUGAGCCAAACAUUCACCCACAGUAUGGCUCGGGACAGCUGACCGAGAAGCGAAUCUACCUCAGCAGUAAACUGCCAUCCUGGGCAAAAGCAUUCGUCCCGCGAUUCUUCUAUGUGACAGAAAAGGCCUGGAACUUCUACCCGUACACCAUCACAGAGUACUCAGUAUCAUUCCUCCCCAAGUUCAGCAUCCGUAUUGAGACGAGAUUUGAGAACAACAACGGCGAUAACGACAAUGUGUUUGGGGACACGGCGACCCCAGCAGAGAGUGUGAGCUUCCUGGAUAUCCUGAGUGACCCCAUCCCUGAAAAGCACUACAGAGAGUCGGAGGACCUGAGCCGCUGGCAGUCAAGUAAAACAAGCCGAGGACCUCUGGAGGAAGGCUGGAGAGAUGACCACAAGCCCAUUAUGUGCUCCUAUAAGAGGGUGCAGUGCAGCUUUGAGGUCUAUGGCUUCCAGACCAAGACUGAGGAGUUCAUACACAGAAACAUCCGGGACAUUCUCCUGGUUGGUCACAGGCAGGCCGUAGCAUGGAUAGACGAAUGGCACGGGCUGAGUUUGGAGGAGGUGAGAGAGUACGAGCGGGCGAUGCAAGAGAAGACCAACUGCAAAGUCAAAUCGAGCCAGAACAACACAGGCCCACCGGCUGCCUCUCGUCCUGUGUUCUCUCGCUCCAUCUCGGUGACAGAUGAGCGUUCCCUGAAGAAGAUGGGAGUGACCACUGUGGCCAUGUCUGACCCAUCAGCCUCCUCUGUGCCACCCAGUCCCAUUCGCCUCAACUCCACCCCUGAAUGAUACCGCACACUCACACAUACACAUACUGUACAACCCAAACACGCAGAAACCAAAGUCAGCAUUCACCAGAGUCACGUUGUUUCUCAAAAGCAAACACACCCACAUGCAAACAGUGACAUGAUCCUGAAAGGACAAGUUUGACAUUCCGGGGAAAGUGCUUAUUCACUUUCUGGGGGAGAGUUAGAUGAGCAGUCUUAAAUAUAAAGCUACAUCCAGCAAUUGGUGAGCUUAGCUUAACUUGGCAAAUAGACUUAGAACAGGGUAACAAAAUCCAAUUACCCGCAGCUCUAAAACUGAUGAAUUAACACUAUAUUUUGUCCAUUUAACUUGUACAAAACAAUGAAAUGUCUUAGGAGAUGUACUGCACAAUUUCUUAUUAUAUUACUGUAACAGUAAGGUGUCUAUACUUCAGUUUUUAUACUAAAAUAAUGGAUUAAAAAUGAAAUAUAAUAAGAUCUCAAUAAGAGAUCUUUCAGUGUACUGGUAGUCAGAUUUUCAAUCCAUUUGACAGAGCCAAGAUACCUGUUUCACCAUUUCCAGUCUUUAUGCUAAGAUAAGCUAACUGGUCACUUGCUCCAUAUUUACUGUACAGUUAUGAGAGAGACACUGAUAUUCGCAUCUAAGUGUUUCUCCGAAAAUGUCCCUUAACACCACUGCAGGAAUAUUUCUCUGUUGCUACAGAUGUUGUUGCUCUCUUCACUGCAUGUAAAAACCACACAACUGCGGUAUAAAUGCACAAGAACAUACAUACACUUGGUGCCUACUCAAAGACAAUGUCUUCAGCAGCCU
Toxotes jaculatrix (banded archerfish) is the source of this 2317-nucleotide messenger RNA. It is a transcript of the gene pitpnc1b, whose product is annotated as phosphatidylinositol transfer protein cytoplasmic 1b. The record is from RefSeq and is a predicted model, not a curated record. Gene Ontology annotation, cellular component: cytoplasm. NCBI's taxonomy places the organism in Eukaryota, Metazoa, Chordata, Actinopteri, Toxotidae. Gene Ontology annotation, molecular function: phosphatidylinositol transfer activity; phosphatidylinositol binding. Gene Ontology annotation, biological process: phospholipid transport. The transcript is spliced from 10 exons. The coding region runs from base 605 to 1528 and encodes 307 amino acids.